This is a messenger RNA of Aspergillus ochraceoroseus IBT 24754, 2632 nucleotides long. Its product is annotated as putative chromatin structure remodeling complex protein RSC3. Gene Ontology annotation, cellular component: nucleus. Lineage: Eukaryota; Fungi; Ascomycota; Eurotiomycetes; Eurotiales; Aspergillaceae. The transcript is spliced from 4 exons. Gene Ontology annotation, biological process: regulation of DNA-templated transcription; DNA-templated transcription. Gene Ontology annotation, molecular function: DNA-binding transcription factor activity, RNA polymerase II-specific; zinc ion binding; DNA binding. Bases 135 to 2186 code for a protein of 683 amino acids. The record is from RefSeq and is a predicted model, not a curated record.
CAUAGGAUCGGACCAAAAUUGAAGCUAUCUCGACUAGCGCAGCUCCGACCUCAACAUCUGGAUUGGGAUGCUGCCUCGCCAUCCGGCGGACUAAAUUUUCACUGACUCACUUCCUGUCCCGUCAUUCGGAAGAAAUGAUGUCUACUCCGCGCCGCAAUGGCCAACUCUCAUCGUGUGAGCCCUGUCGCAAAUCUAAGUUACGCUGUGACCAUGGUAGUCCGAUUUGCAGGCGAUGCGUUGCCCGCGGUCGAUCGGAGUUGUGUAUCUACCAUCCAGCUCCGUUGACGAACAUACUGGCGCCAAAACGGGCGAGGAAGAAAGGGUCGUCCAAUCCCCCGACGAAAGGUUUCCAGGCAGCACCGUAUCCGGAUAUCUUCGAUUGGAUGAAUUUAACGCAAUCGACCUGUCCGGGAUCAGAAGUGUCUUCAAAUCAGGGCAAGGUGUCUUUGCGCAGACCUGGUUUCUUUGGUGCGACAAGCCAUUCAGAGACCCUGUUUAAAGAUUCUUCGGACAUCGGACUGCCCCAGGAUCCUGCGAUUGACCCAGCCGCACCUGUCAAUGCUCGACAGGUUGAGGUAGGAGCACAGAUACUCUCGUUGCUAAAGCACCUCCCGUUCUUCACUGAGCUAGUCGAGGUUCGGUACAAGUUCUUUGUAGGCUGGGUUUUCCCCCCACAAGUGAUCAGGUCCAGUCUCAAGCAACUCGACGAGGAGUAUCGAAAUCAUGUACAAGGCUUGAGUGAUGCCGAUGCCCAUCUUCGCCUGUUGGAGUGGUCGCGAACUAUCUUCCGUCGCACGGGGUCAACCAUCAAGACACAUCCCUCCAUGACAUUGUCAGAAUAUGCCGAUCUAAUCAUCCAUCGCUGGGAAUUAAUCGGAGUAAUAUUUGCCUUGGUGGGCGCGGCAAGCUACCAGAUCGCAGCGGAGGAACCGGUGUUUCGCCGCGAGGACAUACCAGGCCAACACAAACAGGGCCUGCGCAAAAUUACGGUCGCUGCUAGUGAAAUGUGCAUCCAAUUCUGUAGUAGCCUAGGAACAAUCACUGAUAUGUUGAGCUGGCUGUUGAUACAGCAUACCAUCUAUCUUUGCGAAAUGUACGGAAUUAGUGAUUAUCGCCCCUGGCAAAGCCAUGGGAAUGUCACCAGCCUGGUCUUCGCCCUUGGACUGCACCAGUAUCAGCCUGACCCUACUGUGCCGUUCUUCCUGGAAGAGAUCCGAAAGAGGUUCAUGGUUGCAGCAUAUGCCAUGGAUAAGGAAAUCGCUACGUUUUUGGGUCGUCCUCCUCGCAUUUGCGCACGUUACUGCGACCUCCAGGUUCCUUUAGAUAUAAGUUGGGAUGAGCUAGCAUCUGAGACUGGAGAACGGGAAAGAGCGCUCCAGCGAUUAAACUCUGAGGGAUGGAACAUAGAUGGGGACCUGGAGAAGGGCUCGCAACCGCGGGUCAUGCUUUUAACCAGCCUGAUCAGAGAGAAGAUCCUAGAGGUAUCUCUUAGCCGCGAAACCGCCAAUUUCGAGGAGAGGGUGAAUGAAAUAUGUCGUGAAUCGAACGAAAGGCGUCUCAAACUUCCACCAUUCCUGCAAUGGACGCCCCAGACAGAAGCACCAUAUGUCGCCUCCUUGCAGUUGGAGUUUUUAUAUCAGGAGUUUCUGCUCUGGCAAUCCCUGGUUAAACGCACCGGGAAUAGAUAUGAAGCUCUAAUUGGCACCUCGCGAGAGAUCAUGGGCUUACUCCUGGAUCGCAUAUCACGAGACAUAAGAAUAGGAAAGAUUUCGCAUUUUUCCAUCAACGACCUAUGUUUUGUCGGACUUCCUGUGGCUGGGAUCCUAUCUACUGAAUUACUCCGUCAAUCCCAGGCUGCUUUCGCAGACACAUCAUCAUGUACAGCAUCCGCGACAACAUUCCCUCGCGCGGAAAUUAUCCAGAAACUCAGUGUCUUUGCAUCACACUUGGAGACCUUCUUCUUAAACCGAGAGGGCGACUAUGACGACUGCAUGAAGGGACUAAUGUAUAUCCGCAAGGUCCUAGACCGGGUUCUUUCUCCUCAUGGGGGGUCGGUUCUUGAGCCCAUAUCCGAGAGUACGCAAGGUGCUCCGGGUGCUAAUGAUGGAAUCAUGGAUGACAUGGAUCUAAUGGCACUUCUGGAGAACUUUGACUGGGAGCAGGAGAUUAGGCUAUGCUUUAGUUGAGCCUUGUACCAGCUUGAUUCGGGCCCGAAAUAUAGAAGAACUCGGGGCCCGAACCCACCCACUAACAAGUAUCUAACCUCUCGAGCAGCAACACGACGAUGACUUUCCUGUCCGGCAAACAAACUAAGACAGACUUCAACAAUAUACGACAAUUCCCUUUUGAAUUGUUCAAGAUGAGCAUCACUUCACUAACCCCCGUCAUUGUAGUAGGUGCCAGUCUUGUCGCCCUUUCAACCGCUCUCUGCCUAUCUAAACACAACAUUCCAACCAUUGUGCUGGAGCGCCACGCCGAUAUCUCCAAACACCCACGCGCAAUCGGAUUUACAUCCCGGACUCUUGAAAUAUACAAAAACCUAGGUAUCGCCCAUCAUAUGCCCGAAAUCCCCAAGGGAUUUCACCUGCUGCGCGCCCGGGUCGAGAGUCUCACUGGAAAAUGGUACGAGAGU